Molecule: messenger RNA, 178 nt
Organism: Closterium sp. Yama58-4
Lineage: Eukaryota; Viridiplantae; Streptophyta; Zygnematophyceae; Desmidiales; Closteriaceae
Source: the annotation of a GenBank genome assembly
GUUAGAUGAGGCGAUCAUGAUGGCGGUAGCAUCGGUGGAAGGCUCACAGGAAGCGCAUGGGUGCUCCGCUGCAGCUAUUGUGAAACACAUUGAGGACCACCAUGCAUCACCGUCCAAUCUGCGCCGCCUCGUGCCACAUCGCCUCAGAGCACUCUCAGAAGAGGGCUGCCUGGUGAAG